Messenger RNA from Candidozyma duobushaemuli, 813 nucleotides. RefSeq lists its product as uncharacterized. The coding region runs from base 1 to 813 and encodes 270 amino acids. The record is from RefSeq and is a predicted model, not a curated record. NCBI's taxonomy places the organism in Eukaryota, Fungi, Ascomycota, Pichiomycetes, Serinales, Metschnikowiaceae. The transcript is spliced from 2 exons.
AUGUCGGGUGCCAAUAGUUUGCAUCCUGGAAACUAUACAUCGAUGCCCACUCCCACUAUUGUGGUGAACGAAACAUCCACUCUGAGCAUGCCACAUAACACUGUGACAACUUCGUCUCAAUUGGACGCUGAGGAGACUCCUAAUAAACUGUCCUGGCCAGUUGGUCAAUUCAAAAGGCUAAAGAAUCAGCCAAUUGACUUGAAAUCCUGGAUUGACCUAUAUCACCUUUUGUACUCUCAGGAGAGGGUUCAGAAGGCCAAGAACGUGGUCAAGCAGCGGUAUAUGUCCGCCUCCAAGCUUGUACUGAAGGAGUCGGUAAAAGGCUUGAUCACGGCUAUUCCGCCGAAGUUGAAUAGCACGUUGAAUGCCUCGUCCUUCGAAAGCGCAGACACAUUCAACUCUAGUAGCCUUUUGAGGAAGCUACUUGGAAAGGAUCUCGAAACUGAGUCUGAGGAGUCUGACAGCUGCUCCGGUUCAGGGAACUGCGAGGAAGACAAGUACUCCUGGGACUACGACUACGAGAGUUGGGCCAAGCGCAACAGAACUGUUGAGGUACCUAAGGAGCCUGAGGUGCCCAAGAAGCUUGAGGUAGCUGAAGAACCCGAGGUGCAAAAGCCAAGGUUCAAUUUUACUAAUUAUACAGUUUCAAGGCCUUCUGGUAGGCCUACAAGACCUCCAGCGGUGAUAUACCCUGAGUUCUUGAAUCACACCAACUCUAGCAUAGAAGCACUCGAGGAGGCAAAUGCCGCUCAAACUACUUGGGUGCCCUUGUGGGGCUGCUUGCUUCCUAUUGUCGUCCAUCAAUUAAUAUAA